UUGCGCGCCCUUGCCAUGAUAUCUUACUUCCACCAGACCCCAUCUUCAACAUUGUCUCCUGGCCAACCUGGAUGGGACUUUGAGACCCGGCUUGUGGAACGUGUGCCUUGGACCCUUGAUUGGCGGCACCUCAAGGGAGUUUGGAUUCUUUUUGAAGAGGUUACUACCCGUCAGUUGCUCUAUUCGCUCAACGGCAGCGUGGUUGGGCUGAUAGGUGAUGUGGUUGAUUAUAAGCCAGUAGAGAGUCAGCGUUCGGUAGACUUGGCUACACAAGAACAAAGUUUGGUCUCACCUGCUUACUUUGAUUCUCUAAAUUACCCACCUCCACCUCCUAGCAAGACCACUUGCCAUGGUUUGGGGAUCAUUCGUGCAAUUGAUCCUUCUAAACAUGCACUGUUGCUCUUGACCCCUCUACCGCUCGACACCCUGAAAUUGGUUUCUGGAAUUGUAAAAGGAGAUCUUGAGUUACCGAUCCAAUGUAUGCUGGACGAGAAGAUGGGAAGUGGACCAGGUAUCUGCGGUGUCCCAUGGAACAUGACGCCCUAUGUUACUACUGAGGCCAGAGAAGGAGCAGGAGGAGACUCCCUUCGGGUGAGACGUAACUUGAUGAGAAGAGGUCAACUUUGAG
Phycomyces blakesleeanus NRRL 1555(-) is the source of this 628-nucleotide messenger RNA. RefSeq lists its product as hypothetical. NCBI's taxonomy places the organism in Eukaryota, Fungi, Mucoromycota, Mucoromycetes, Mucorales, Phycomycetaceae. The annotation marks the transcript as partial. The transcript is spliced from 2 exons. The record is from RefSeq and is a predicted model, not a curated record.